Antechinus flavipes (yellow-footed antechinus) is the source of this 5246-nucleotide messenger RNA. RefSeq names its product synaptotagmin 11 (gene SYT11). Bases 250 to 1542 code for a protein of 430 amino acids. The transcript has 4 exons. Gene Ontology annotation, biological process: vesicle fusion; regulation of dopamine secretion; regulation of calcium ion-dependent exocytosis. The record is from RefSeq and is a predicted model, not a curated record. Gene Ontology annotation, cellular component: synapse; membrane; axon. NCBI's taxonomy places the organism in Eukaryota, Metazoa, Chordata, Mammalia, Dasyuromorphia, Dasyuridae. Gene Ontology annotation, molecular function: calcium-dependent phospholipid binding; phosphatidylserine binding; calcium ion binding.
GGAAAAGGGCGGAGCUUACCUCUCAUCAGGACCAGUCUGGCUGCACCUGCAUCUUUAGCUCAGAGCAUCCCUAGAGCAUCUUAGGUGGACCCGCAGCUGGCACGGUGAGGCCAGGCCAUCGCAGGAGAAGUCUUCCUCCUCCGUUCCCCUUAUCGGCAUCUUGCAGCUGCGGCCUUUGCACUAACAGAGGGGUGCAGGAGUUGUCGGGAAGCUGGGAACCCAUUUACAGCAAGUGCUGCUGAUUACGCCAUGGCCGAGAUCACCAACAUUCGACCCAGCUUUGAUGUCUCCCCCGUGGUGCUGGGGCUCAUCGGGGCUACCGUAUUGGUGGUGUCUGUGUCUGUGACAGUCUUUGUCUGGACCUGCUGUCACCAACAGGCUGAGAAGAAGCACAAGACACCUCCUUACAAGUUUAUUCACAUGCUCAAGGGCAUCAGCAUUUACCCUGAGACUCUCAGCAACAAGAAGAAAAUCAUCCGUGUGAGGAGAGACAAAGGCGGCCCCGGGAGGGAAGGUGGACGAGGGAAUCUCUUGGUGGAUGCGGCCGAAUCGGGUCUCCUAACCCGAGAGAAGAGUCCUGGAGUACUGAGCACGACCCCUUGUAUAGAUCAGCUCCCCAUCAAGGUGGACUAUGGUGAUGAACUAAGCCCAGUUCAGAGCCUGACUCCUGGGGGAAGCAAAACAGCUUCCCCAUCCUCCCCAGAAGAAGAUGUUAUGCUGGGGUCCCUUACCUUCUCAGUGGACUAUAAUUUCCCUAAAAAAGCCCUGGUAGUGACAAUCCAAGAGGCCCACGGCCUGCCAGUGAUGGAUGACCAGACCCAAGCUUCUGAUCCCUACAUCAAAAUGACCAUUCUUCCAGACAAGCGACACCGGGUGAAGACAAGGGUGCUACGCAAGACACUGGAUCCCGUGUUCGAUGAGACCUUCACUUUCUAUGGCAUCCCCUACAGCCAGCUGCAGGAUCUCGUGCUGCACUUUCUGGUCCUCAGUUUCGACCGGUUCUCCCGGGAUGAUGUCAUCGGUGAGGUCAUGGUACCGCUGGCUGGGGUGGAUCCCAGCACUGGCAAGGUUCAGCUGACCCGGGACAUCAUCAAGAGAAAUAUCCAGAAGUGUAUUAGCAGAGGAGAGCUGCAGGUAUCCCUGUCCUACCAGCCGGUGGCACAGAGAAUGACAGUGGUGGUCCUUAAAGCAAGACACUUGCCAAAGAUGGAUAUCACCGGUCUCUCAGGUAAUCCCUACGUCAAGAUGAACCUCUAUUACGGCAGGAAGCGCAUCGCCAAGAAGAAAACCCACGUGAAGAAGUGCACUUUGAACCCGGUCUUCAACGAGUCCUUCAUCUACGACAUCCCCACCGACCUGCUGCUCGACAUCAGUAUUGAGUUCCUCGUCAUCGACUUCGACCGCACCACCAAGAACGAGGUGGUGGGAAGGCUGAUCCUGGGGGCCCACAGCGUCACGGCGGCCGGCGCGGAGCACUGGCGAGAGGUCUGCGAGAGCCCCCGCAAGCCGGUGGCCAAGUGGCACAGUCUGAGCGAGUACUAAUCCCGAGCCCUCGCCCCCCGACCCCGGGGAGGGGGGGGGCAUCGGAGGGAGGGGCGGUGAUGGAGAGAGGCGGACUCAAACCUCAUUUUAGUCAUAGGAAAAACUUUCGUACAAAACACAACCCACGAAGGACAGACACCUUACUCGACCCCAGCAACAGAUUGAUUCUUUGGCUCCUAGCAAUGAGGUUUUUUUUUUUUUCCUUUUUACAAGGUACUAGAAAUUCAAAAAAAUAAAAAAUAAAAAUAAAAAAAAGGAAAAAGGGGGGAAAAUGAGGAAAAAAGCGGGAAAGACCCCAUACAAGUCUAUAUAUAACAAUGUAACCACAUAAUUGCAUGUCUAAUACAAACUGAAUCGAUUAGUGUAACUUCCAAUAUCCAGUUACAGAUUUUUAAUCCAUGAAAAAGUCGUGUUCUGUGCUGAAUUGUGUUUGCUGAGGUUCACCUGAAACUAGCCUCUCUUUACCAGGCUUCUCUGAAGGGUGUUGUGGUUUGUUUGGUUGGUUUUUUAAUUCCAAAUUUUGCCGUUGAACACCUCAUCUCCUCAUCCACCAUCUUGGUCUCGGUCUCCUUUCCAGCCUCUCCCCAGGAAAUGGGAGAGAUCCCGGGCUGCUGCCUAACCAAGGAAUAAGCCAAAAGCUAUACAGUCUGCCCUCACCGAGAAACGAAGGCAGGGCUGGGCAGGAGAAAGGAUUCUGUUUGUUUUUGUUCUGUUUACCAAUAGGAAGAAAAAUCUAGCUAAAUGAGCUGUGGGGAUGGCUGACAGAUGCUGUCCCUUAAAUGGGCCUCAUCUGCUGGAACCUGGGGUUGUGACUCAGCCAGACUUCCCCUUAAGGAACAUGGAGGUGUCAGUUCAGAGGAUCUCUUAGGGCAAAAGGGGAGAGGGAAGGGAAGGGAAAUCCAAAGGGCCAGGACCCAAAGAGAAUGCCAUAGUCUUGAGAUUUAUGUAAUGGUCCCCAAAUAUUCAGCCUCUUUCCAGCUGAGAAGGGUGAGGGAAGGGAGGACAGAAGGACAUUUGCCUGCCCAUUUUGCUGCUAUAUACAGAAGUCAUCCAGACUAAAAUCUGCAUGGUUUAAGGGUUAGAUGGGCUGGUCUAUGGUUUUUCUAAACAUUGUCCAAGGAAUUUUUCUGGAAUGGCCUAAAGCCUUAUUUGGAGGUUAACUUUUGUUCCCUAAAGGAAGAUAUUCUUAGAAAUGACUCUUCCUUGAAGUUUCAAUGAUUGCCCUUAGGAAGAAAAUGAUGGUGAUGAGGAUGUAAAGAGUAAUAAUAAAAGCUCAAAUCCCUAACUUUCUAAGUCAAAAAGUGCCACCCUCAGCAAAAAGUAUGUUGCCAUCAUCCUUGGAUUUCUUUAACACCUUUUCUGCCGUCCCCAAACCCCAAAGUUACAAAGUACAUGUAUGACCUCACUGAGUUUCAAAACUUUCAGGGGAGUUGGGGGUGAUUUAGAGAUUUUAAUCAGUUUCUUCUACACGGUAAAAUAGGGCGUCUUGAGAAAUUUGGCCACUUGUCCAGAGUCCUGAUCAGUGGUUGAACUGGGAAGAUAAUUCAGGUCUCCUAUCUUCCAGCCCAAUGAUCUUUUCCUUAGUUUUCUGAGGAUUUAGACAACUGCCUCUGGGGGAUAGCCUGAAUAUUAGUGGAAUCCAAAUUGCCACAUAGGGCAUCCCUCAGCCUACAAAAGGAAUCAGCCACGUGACAGCUUGAGCCAGGAUCCUGAUGAUCUUCUUUCAUUAUACCAGUGAGGUACCACUAUACUUAAAAAGGUUUUCCCGAUUUGCUUCCAAGGAGGGCUACAGAAGUCAGGUGGCUUAUCAAAGGAUGUACAUCUUGCCUUGAACCUUCCAGGUUCUUCUGCAGACAAUUAAAAAAAAAAUCCUCCCACCUCAUGCUUCCCAAAAAUAAAGAAUCCCUUGUAGGUUUUUUUUAAUCACAUCUCUUAAAAAUUGGAAGAUUUGAAUAGGUAAAAAUAAAUAAAUAAAUAACAAGAGUCCUCCCUUUCCAUCCCUCACCCCAAUUCUUUUCCUUUUUCCUCCAGCAUUCUGGCUCACAUUUCCUCCCACCUUUAAGUUGUGUUCAGAAAACUAGUCUCUGUCCUGUGCCCCAAGGAUUGUAAAUACUGUAUCAUACGUAGAAAAAAAUAAUUUUUUUUUUGGUUUUCUAAAAGCUCACUUUGAGAUAGUUUAAUGUAAAUCCAACAGGCGCGUUUUGAAGCCCGUCUAGGAAGAAAUGGAAAUGGUUCCUCUUCAUCGCCUUAAUGCCUAAAGAUCAGAAAUCCCUGAGCAUCCCCACUUCUGUUUCCUUCCCAGAAACAAUGCAAAGCAACUGGUGGAGAUAGCUGGGCUUUGGCCCUGCUGUGUGUGUGCCUCUAUAGCUCCUCCUGACAUAAGUUUGGGAAAACUGCCUCUCCCCUUUCCCCACUCCCAUUCACCCCUCACUCUCCCACCUUCCCUGGUAGCUUUAUUCUUCCCAUCCUUUGGAUCUCCCGAGUAGUGAACGGGUGGGGAGGGGAUAGGGGAACUGUCAACAGUAACUUGGGGGGGUGGGGGGAGGAGGGCUGACCUCCAUGACUGACUUUCUCAGAGAAAGAUAAUGUUGGGGACAGGGAUAGCUUACCAGGUUCUCCCUACCUACCUCAGGCCUGAUCCAUUGGUGACCUUGACUUUGUUGACCCAAAGUUUCAUUAGUUGGCUGUGGUCCUCUGGCCUUCUCCUUCCAAGGAUCACUGUCAGGGCAGAGCCAGAGGACCAAAUCCUCCUAGGAAUCAUUUGGUAGGCAAGAGAGUCACAGUCUCACUUUUUCUUUUUCUUUUUUCUUCUUUGCACAAGACUCUAUCUCUAUUUGUCUCUUUCUCUGUUUUUCUCUCUCACUUUUUCUCUUUCUGUCUUUCUCUUUUCUCUGUUUCUGUUUUUCUCUCUUUUUCUCUCUCAUUUUCUGUCUUUCUCUUUGUCUCUCAUUCUCUCUCAUCUCUCUCUGUUUUUCUCUCUCUCUUUCUCUCUGUCCUUCUCUUUUCUCUGUCUCUGUUUUUCUCUGUUUUUUUCUCUCUCAUUUUCUUUCUCUUUUUGUCUCUCUCUCUCUCUCUCUCUCUCUCUCUCUCUGUCUCUUUCUCUCUCUCUCUCUAAGGGUCAGGAAUAGGUUUGGGAAAUUGAGAUUUGUUUUUGGAGGGCUGCCCUGCCUCUGGGCAUUUCCCUUAUAGGAAGAAUAGAGCUUUUAUCAGCAUCAAAAGCCCCCUUCUAGAGUGGUUCCUUUUUUUUCUAGCUCUUUCUGAUAGGAACCACCAAGAAAAAUAUCCCUGUUGAAUUGGAAUAGAGCUUGCUCCCAAUCCAAAAUCCAGACACAAUUGGUUAUCCGGACAGAGACAGCUUGUUCAGGGGAGGGACUGAGGAGGGCAGGUCGCAUGUCCAGAAAGGCUCUCACCAUCACCAAGGUAGGAACACUGCCCUCACCACAAUCCCUCUCCAACGUGAUCUUUCUUUACCUUGUGUCUUCUCUUGUAAAAAUGAAACUCAGAAAUGUCUAAAACAAUUAAAUAAAAGUGUGUCAAAAAUUUUAAAUAGAAAAAAACAACAAAAAAAACAGAAAAACAUCUAACAUGAACUGUGUGACAUUGCAUAACGCUGUGAUGCUAACCUUACACUAUGUAACGCUAUCUUGUUUGUUGGAUUUGUUAAUGCACAGUGCGCGUGCAGAAUAAAGACUGAUUCACAUUCA